AUGUCUGAAACACCUUUUAAGGAGAGCGACACACAUAUUGAGCAAUCUUUCAUCGCCGACGAUAUCGAACAAUUUGCCAUACUGACAUUCACUUCCGUUAAUGAAUCGGAUAGUAAGACGUAUACCUGUCAGGCUGAGAAUACGUAUGAAAGAGAAAGCCAGGUUUUCGAUGUCGAAGUGAUUUUGGAGGGUAUUUCAACAACUGAGUUAACGGAUGACACAACAAUUGAUUUUAUCGAAUCGACAACGGAAGAAACCACUGAGACAGAUUCAUCGACGUCAGAGCUCACUGAUUGGACUGAUGAGCAAACAACGUUCUCAAGUCGUACGACAGAACAGGCAUCGUCGACCAUUGUUACAUCGACAUCGUCUUUAACAACAUCCACCCCAACAACCCUUAGCACAAUAACUCCCUUUCCGUCAACAACAACUACAACCCUUAAACCUCCUGGGUCUGGGAAAGUUUACACUAUGUGCGAACUUGCAGAACAGCUAACUUACUUGUUUCAAGAUGUAUAUGACUGGAAUAUGGAUAUUGAAAAAUGGCUCUGCUUAGCAAAGAUCACAACUUCUUUCAACGCAUCCCACGUAGGAUUUUCUCUAUGCGACACCUUAGUUUAUUACGGAAUUUUUAAGCAAUAA
This is a messenger RNA of Folsomia candida, 642 nucleotides long. RefSeq names its product cell wall integrity and stress response component 4-like. Lineage: Eukaryota; Metazoa; Arthropoda; Collembola; Entomobryomorpha; Isotomidae. Bases 1 to 642 code for a protein of 213 amino acids. The transcript has 3 exons. The record is from RefSeq and is a predicted model, not a curated record.